CAAGACGAAGAAGAAGUAAGGGCGCCAAGGCGGGAAGGCAGCAAGCAAAGUCUGCGGGAAAACGCCACUCUGGUCUCGGCGGGUCUUACCCAAACAAUUAGUACCCAGACGUUGACGUUUAUCGCGGCUAAGUAUGUCCCGGUGAUAGGAACGAGUUGUUUGUCUAGUUACGCCGCUAUUCUCGCCCUACUCCACUUGACUCACCUGUUAGUUAACGAACUCAGCUCAACGGCAUGGCGACAAGGAAACCCACGGGAAACGAUGCCACCCUACCUUUCUCUGCACUUCAGCUCCUGGCCCCUCCAAUCCGAUUGGUGUCAGCGGCCGUCUGGAAGGUGAUGAAACAGAGGGAUGUGAUGCAGUAUGGGAUAUUAGAAGAGUUUGUGUCAUCAGCCUGUGAGACUGUCCCAGAGUUGCUCACCUUUAGACACCAGGGCAAGCUCACACUGGGACUGAGGGGACGGUUGAUCUUAGAGCUUUGCCGUGGUCAGGAACCACCAGAUCUCAAUUCACUCAGCCCACAUUUGGAGAGAAUCCGUGCUCCUUCUCCUGCCCCCUCUUCUUCUUCCUCACAGCAUAAACCGAAGAAGGAUCUCAAAAUUGAAAAGACUAUUAACCACUUCCACAAGUUUGUUCGGAUCCUGUUAAGGGAUCCUACUGAAAGAGAACACUUCUUCAAGGAGCAGUUCCCCAUAGAGUAUGGUCAGAAAUUUGACCAUGAGCUGGAAAAGCUGCUGUGGGAGUUUCUGAUCCGACUAGACAAGCUGCUCCCAGUCCCUAACCUUGCUCAGACAGUGUCUUGGCUGAGUUGUGCCCCUCCUGUCCUGGAGGAAUGUGCACGGGCAGCCACCCAGCCUCAGCUCCUGAACAUCCUCCUGCAGCACCAGAUCUGUCUCGGCCAUCUAGAAACAGCUGCAUCCCUCCCUCCAGGAUUGGGGGACUCCAUCCUGACCUCACUUUCUCUCCCACCCUCCGGAAAUGUUCCUUCAAAUCAAUCAAGCGGAUCUGAAGCGCAGUCUGUGGGUGAGCCUGAUGUGUCCAGUCCAGCGCCAGAGACCAGUCAGGCAGAAACAAGAGACCAGACAGUGUUAAUAAAGCCAGUAAUUAGGCAAAUAUCCAGUGAGGAUGUGCCGGUCAUGAUUUCGACCAAUACAACAAAGUCGAGGAGUGACCUCCUGGCAAACUCACAAGAUUCAACAGAUGAGGAACUGGAAAUGCCAGGUAGCUCAAAAUUUACUCGGGUCAAACCGAGGCAGGACUCCAGACAGGAAGAGAUGAGCGAGCACGAUGAACAACUCAUAACUGAGAGCGUCACACCAAACAGAGGUCAAGUAACGAAAUACAAGCAGACUGAGAGAAAAGAAAGUGAAUCUGAGGAGGAGGAGAUGAUUAUGACCAACAUAAACAGGAAGAAAAGGCGGAAAAGGCAUGUGAGCAGCGACAGGGAGUCCGACAGCGAGAACAAUGGAACCCAUUCACCCCAGAUGGAUCUGGAAGGGCUGCAGCUACCAGAAAAUCUGGCCCUCUCCCCAAUUUUGAUGUCCUGUCUAUACCGGCAGCCCAGAGUUCUCAUUAGCCGGCUCACACCGAGUCAAGUUUGUAACAACGUGGAGAGCACUGAGGAGGAUUUGCAGUUGCAGGACAACACCAGGGAGUUACCUGACACACCUGUGAUAAGAAGAAACAUAAGAGUGAACCUCAGGAGACUUGAGUUGGAACUUCCUAGCUUAGACGAUAAAGAGAAUCACCUUGUAUUACCAGGUCAGAGAAGUUCCUCACUUCAGGGAAGGGAUGCAGAGACCUUUUCCAAGCCAAGAGACGGUGAAGACUUCAUAGGUGACUCGGAGGACGAGGCCACAAAGAACUUCAAAAGCAGGCUGUUUGUGAAGCGUUAUUUCAAGACCAAACACAACACCUACGUUCCCACGCUGAGGGAGUUCCUUAAGCCUUGGAUGGUCAGGAGGAAUCUGCUCUUACCCGAGAAGCGACGCAGAUGUCUGCAGAGAGGGAAAGCAAAACAAACCAACAGCCAAACAAACAACGUUUGAGUUUGAUUUUCUCUUCCGACCACUGAAGCAGUUACCCAGCCAAGACUCUGAAGUACCAGUCUCUUUUUGGGUUUUUUUUGGGGGGGGGGGGAUUUUUCUCCCCAACUGUACCCAGCCAAUUACCCCACUCUUCCAAGCCGUCCCGGUUGCUGC
Lampris incognitus (smalleye Pacific opah) is the source of this 2201-nucleotide messenger RNA. It is a transcript of the gene tinf2, whose product is annotated as TERF1 (TRF1)-interacting nuclear factor 2. Bases 234 to 2048 code for a protein of 604 amino acids. Gene Ontology annotation, biological process: regulation of telomere maintenance via telomere lengthening; telomere capping. Gene Ontology annotation, cellular component: shelterin complex. The record is from RefSeq and is a predicted model, not a curated record. The transcript has 10 exons. Gene Ontology annotation, molecular function: telomeric repeat DNA binding. Lineage: Eukaryota; Metazoa; Chordata; Actinopteri; Lampriformes; Lampridae.